This is a messenger RNA of Daktulosphaira vitifoliae (grape phylloxera), 1232 nucleotides long. It is a transcript of the gene PCNA, whose product is annotated as proliferating cell nuclear antigen. Gene Ontology annotation, molecular function: DNA binding; DNA polymerase processivity factor activity. Gene Ontology annotation, cellular component: PCNA complex. NCBI's taxonomy places the organism in Eukaryota, Metazoa, Arthropoda, Insecta, Hemiptera, Phylloxeridae. Gene Ontology annotation, biological process: regulation of DNA replication; mismatch repair; translesion synthesis. The coding region runs from base 267 to 1046 and encodes 259 amino acids. The transcript is spliced from 5 exons. The record is from RefSeq and is a predicted model, not a curated record.
AUUAUCUUUUGUGUAAAAACCAAAAGAUCGUUCCAAUUGCAUUUUUAAUGUUCAUUAUUCCGUAAGUUAAACUGAAGUCUUAGGCUCUUCUCAUUGUCAGUGACUUAUUGAAUUCGCGUCUUUUAUUUAAGAGUUAGAUAGUUGAAAAACUUACUUUUUGAAAUUUUAUUUGCGUUGUUAUCUAACGUCUAAUAUAUCCCAUAAAAAUUUUAAUUUUUGUACUUUUGUUCUUUUUUCUACCUGCUUUAAGUUACAAAUAUUUCAUCAUGUUUGAAGCGAGACUUUUAAUGAGUGGUCAUUUUAAAAAAAUCUUGGAAGCAAUUAAGGAGCUACUUAAAGAAGCUACGUUUGACUGCUCAGAUUCAGGCAUUCAAUUACAAGCCAUGGAUGAUGCUCACGUGAGCUUAGUUUCCAUGUGCCUAAAAAGUUCUGGCUUUGAUAAAUUUCGUUGUGAUCGUAACCUUUCUAUGGGCAUCAAUUUGGAAAGUUUGGUUAAAAUAAUGAAAUGUUCAUCCAAUAAUGAUAUCAUGACAAUAAAAGCUCAAGAUAAUGCUGAUACUUUAACUAUUAUGUUUGAAACUGAAAAUCAAGAAAAAAUGUCUGAUUAUGAAAUGAAACUUAUGAACUUAGACCAAGAACAUCUUGGUAUUCCUGAAACAAACUAUUCAUGUAUCAUUAAAAUGCCUUCUGCUGAGUUUGCCAGAAUAUGUAGAGAUUUAAGUCAGUUUGGCGAAUCUGUAGUCAUUUGUUGCACUAAAGAAGGAGUCAAGUUUUCUACUUCGGGUGACAUUGGAUCAGCUAAUAUUAAAUUAUCACAAACUGCAUCAUUUGAUAAAGAAGAAGAAGCUGUUACUAUUGAAAUGACGCAAGCUGUAUCACUGACAUUUGCAUGUCGCUACCUUAAUCUAUUUUGUAAAGCAGCUCCAUUGUCACCUCAGGUUAUUUUGUCAAUGUCUGGAGAUGUGCCAUUAGUAGUUGAAUAUCAAAUCGCUGAAUUAGGACAAAUUCGGUAUUAUUUAGCUCCUAAAAUUGAGGAAGAUGAUUAAUUAAUUAAUUUUUUUAAUAACAAGAUACAGGCUUAAUUCUAUAAGUAACUUUUAUUUUUAUACGUAAAAUAUUUCUUUUAAAAAAUUUUUUUAUACUAAUAUUUACAUGAAGAGUAAAAAAUAAAAACUACAUAGGUACAUUUUGUAUAAUCACAAAUAUACGAAGUUACUGAGCAUCCAUUUUAA